GUCAUGUUAUGUUUGACUUCACAUGAAUGUACGAGUAGUUAUGACCUUCUCCUGAUUAAUAAACCCAAUUUUAUCUUACGAUAUUAGAGGUAAAAUGUUGCCAAGUAUAAUAGGACGAAAUGUCUUUGGUAAAUUUAAGACAAGGCAGUGGAGUGGCCUGUUGCAGGUGUCUAACAAGUUUUCAUGUAUAGGGCAUCGGACCACUCACCCUAUACCACUGUUUACUAGAGGUUUAUAUGGACAGCUGUGCCCAAGACCUGUUGCAAGUGCUGUUCUGGGAGCCCAGUCGUUUCACUGGUCUGCACAAAGAUUAAAGAAACGGCCACAGGAAGAGAACCCACCAAAAGAACUUGACCUGAUUCGUUAUGACAUGAGAGACCUGAAGAAAGCUCCCAAGCCAGCCCUCUAUCUUGGAUUAGCUGGUCUUAUACCUUUCGUAUCAGCCCCUCUUCUUAUGGCUGUUUCAGAGGUCUAUCUUCCUGAAGUUGCAUUUGCUCAAAUCGCAUACGGAGCCUCCAUUGUUUCCUUUCUCGGAGGAACACGCUGGGGCUUUGCCUUGCCGGCUGGGAGUCCUGCAAAACCUGACUGGCUUAAUUUAGCAAACAGUGUGGUUCCCUCACUAAUUGCUUGGGUAUCGCUUCUUUUUAGCCAUGAUAUUACACAGUCUGCUAUAAUUGUGAUAAUCGGGCUUGGGAUAGCAUUGCAUUAUGACCUGUCUCUCCUGCCCACAUACCCCAGCUGGUUUAAAGCAAUGAGGACAAUCCUCACAGCGGUAGCUUUUUUCUCCUUGGUGGGUACUAUUGUUAUUAAACAUUUUUAUCCGGAGAAGAAGAUGAAUGAUUAAAGAAUAGUAAACUGACUGGUAUCACUGGCACAAUUUAAUGUACAGUCUAAACAUGUAAAUAUUAAAUUGCUGGACCUGG
Molecule: messenger RNA, 923 nt
Organism: Triplophysa dalaica
Lineage: Eukaryota; Metazoa; Chordata; Actinopteri; Cypriniformes; Nemacheilidae
Gene: tmem69
Product: transmembrane protein 69
Exons: 3
Coding region: 95-844 (249 amino acids)
Source: RefSeq, a predicted model, not a curated record